Messenger RNA from Drosophila innubila, 485 nucleotides. RefSeq lists its product as uncharacterized. The coding region runs from base 67 to 426 and encodes 119 amino acids. The record is from RefSeq and is a predicted model, not a curated record. Lineage: Eukaryota; Metazoa; Arthropoda; Insecta; Diptera; Drosophilidae. The transcript has 4 exons.
GAAAGCGUGACAGAUAUUUUAUUUUAAUUUAAUAUAAAUUUCAAGUACUGAACUAUCAAGUUCGAUAUGUGUAUAUGCAGUGCGUGUAGCUCUGUAGAUAAUUGCUGUGGCCCGCUAGAUAAGAAAGCCGAAUUUUUCGCCUGUUGGACCUUUGUACAUGGCAUUAUCUACACUAUACUUUGUUUAAGAUAUGAUUUAAAUUACAAAGACUAUGCGCAUUUUGGAUAUGUUUUUUGGAUACCGCAUAUGCUUGCAGGACUGUUGAUGAUGUACAGCAUUUAUAAAAAACAAGCAUCGCUUUAUCUGUGGAGUCUCAUAGCUAGUUCUUUUGUGCCUUUUAUUUUCUUUCUUUUUGUAUAUUUGCCAAUAUUUCAGAUCUUCUUUAUAAUAGUUGGCUGCAGAUAUUAUAGUACUGCAUUGAUAUAAGGAUGUUAUGUUGUGUACAAAAAAAAAUAAUUAUAAAUUGUAUGUGUAAAUCGUGUUUA